UGUACUAAUCCCUUUGCUUCCCCCUCUGCUUGUUCUGCUCGAAAAACCCCGAACCUGAAAAUUCAAACCAAAACUCAGUUUCCACAGGGCAAAUGGCUCUGGCGAUUUCCCAUGCUUUUCUCUACCCCAAAUUGCAAUUUUCCCAAAGGAAUUUCCGCCCUAAUGUCCCGGAGUUGAGGCUGCUACCCUCUUUCGUCAGAACAAUUCCACAGAAUACAAGGGUAAUUUGUGCGGCUGCGUCUGCGGCGGGAAGUUCUAAUCCGGACGGUGAUUUGAAUCCAUAUGAGGUUCUCGGUGUGAGCCCAAUUGAGGGAUUUGACAUGAUCAAGGCAGCGUAUACAAAAAAACACAAGGAGGCCGUGAGGAGCGGUGAUGAAGCAACUGCUGCUAGACUGGAGAAAGCAUAUGACAAAGUCAUGAUGGCACAGCUAACUAAUAGGAAGAAAGGUGUAACCUUUGGUUCCUUCAAGGUUUCAAAGGACAUCAAAUAUGCUGAUAAGCAACCAAUUGUACCAUGGGGGCCUAGGUUCACCAAGUCUACAGUACAAGAUAUGCGCAUCAACCUGGCAAUAUCUGCUGUAUUUGUAGCUUGGCUUCUUAUCAAGCGGAAUGCUGAAUAUAAACCCUUGCAAUUUUUAACUUUUGCUUUUGUUUAUCGGAUUUUUGAGAAGUUGAAAUCCUUUGAACCGCCUGUAUCUCCAACAUAUACAGAAGAUGGUGAGGAUGCAGGGAGGGGACUGCGAAUGGGAAAACGACUGCUCCGUUCACUUGCACUAGUGUUUGGCUGUAUUGCGAUUGCUUCUGUGGGAUACACUUGUGUACUGAAUUUGAUCGAGUAUAUGGGUAGCUACAUUCCUGCUGCUCUUUACAAUAACCAGGACUCAGAGAGAAAUUCGUAUGUGUUUUUUUUCAUCAAUUCCCCCAAAAUCCGAAGUCAAAUUGUUGACUUCUAGAAUUGAUAAUCACUUCAUCAACCGCGUUCAUGCUCUACAUUAUGGCAUCGUAUUAUAGGUGAUGAAAUAUGUUUGUGAAUCGGGGGGAUAUCGACAUGGCAGGAAGCUAUCUCAUGAGAUGCUAUUCUCCUUUGUAACGUAGCUGUGAAUUUUGUUUGAACAUGAGAAAUGAGUCUUGUAACUUGGAAUUUUGACAGGAAAGUAAUUCGAAGUUAAAUUUUAUCUCGUGUAAA
Molecule: messenger RNA, 1186 nt
Organism: Pyrus x bretschneideri (Chinese white pear)
Lineage: Eukaryota; Viridiplantae; Streptophyta; Magnoliopsida; Rosales; Rosaceae
Exons: 11
Coding region: 93-953 (286 amino acids)
Cellular component (GO): chloroplast membrane
Source: RefSeq, a predicted model, not a curated record